UCCGCGUCUACGAUUACAAGGCUAGUUACGGUGUGGUCCUAGCAGGUCACUCUAUGAAGCUGGAGGAUUGCUUUACAGAGCACAUUAAGGCGCACACAGCGAGCGUGUUCCAGAAGAUCGAGGAAAAUGUCAAGAUUCUUAAGGAACCAGACGAUAGCCCAGCUGAACAGCAGUCCACAAGUCUUUUUGCCGUAAGCUCACCGCAGUUCAUCACCGCAGUCAUAAUUAUCGCUGGCCUGUUGCUUCUUGCUUGUGUUUUGGGAAUCAUCUAUGAACGUUGCCGAAAGAAGACCAGUAAAGAAUUCAGAUUGUCUCAGUUAGGCAGAACUGCACUUGAUGUUGGAGGAGGUGGUGAUUGCUUUUUUAGGGCUGUAUCACAUCGACUCUAUGUAAAUCCUAAUAGUCAUUUCUAUGUGCGCAGUGUUGGCAUUCAUAUUGAGUGA
Molecule: messenger RNA, 443 nt
Organism: Orbicella faveolata
Lineage: Eukaryota; Metazoa; Cnidaria; Anthozoa; Scleractinia; Merulinidae
Source: RefSeq, a predicted model, not a curated record